This is a messenger RNA of Dracunculus medinensis (Guinea worm), 495 nucleotides long. Lineage: Eukaryota; Metazoa; Nematoda; Chromadorea; Rhabditida; Dracunculidae. The record is from the annotation of a GenBank genome assembly.
AUGAAACUUAUACGUUGGCGAUCGUUCAUCCUAUGGAUAUUGUCUACUGUUUCUGCUAUUGCUCAUCCUGUCAAAUGCUAUUGCACGGAUGAUCACUGCGUACCAUAUGGAGUUUGCGAAAGUAAUGUUUGUUUAGUGGGUAUUAUAAGGAGUACAAAUUCAGUUAUUAGAACUUGUGGCUCAGAAUUGAUCGGAUGUAAAAAUAACAUUGGAAGAUGGUCGAGUUUAUGUUCUUGUGAUGAACCUUUGUGCAAUACAUUUGCUUAUCUAAGAAGCAAUAUGCAAAAGCAAAAAGAGCCGAUAACAGACGACGACGAUUCUCUUAUAUUUAAUCGAGUUGAUAGUAUGGAAUAUGAUUCUUUUCACCCAGAUCCAGAUGCAACAUUGUCGACAAGAACGUCUUUAUUAACGAUAUUACUUGUUGGCGUACCUUUAAUCGUUGGAACUGCCACUGUAGUCGUUGUUGCUUUUAAUUAUUAUUGUCAUCUUUGUUAA